ACAGCUAACUUCACUUGGGCGCCGUUUUAAAUCGCUAUUAAACGUCUUUUGUCAAUUCACCCAGUAUAGAGAAAUAAAAUAUUUGUUUAUUCGUAGAAAUUUGUAUUAUUAUAAAAGUGGGAAAGGAAAAUCUUUAGUGUUAACGUAUCAUAAUGGAUUUUGAUGAUGCGAAAGAGAACAUACAACCGCUAGCUGCUGGACGGAAUGCCAGCAUAUUGCAUGCUUCUUUGCGUGUGGAAUCACCUCAGGAGCUACUAGCUCAGCGUCGUGAAUUAGAACGAGUUAUACACGAAUAUAAAGGAGAUGAUCCACUCGAACCAUGGUAUGCUUACAUUAGCUGGAUUGAGCAAAGUUUCCCAUCGGGGGGCAAAGAAUCUGGAUUAGAAGAGGUUCUUACAAAGUGUUUGUCACGUUUCGAGAAUGAGGAACGUUAUUUUCAGGAUAGGCGUAUGAUUAAAUUGUACAUGAAAUUUAUUGAUAGUCAUCAACACCCCAUGGAGUGCUAUCAACAGUUGUUUGAUGCGGGUAUUGGAACAAUGGUGGCGGAUUUCUAUAUUUGUUGGGCGUAUCAUUAUGAUACGUGUGGUAAUACACGCAAAGCGGAUGAAAUAUUUCGUCGAGGCAUAGCAUGUCGUGCGCAGCCUUUAGAGGAAUUACAAGAGGCUCAUCAGCACUUUGGAUUCUCUGUAUCUCAGCGUUUACUGUAUCAAGAUGACGAAGAUGUGAAAGAAAAUACAAAACGUCAGUUUGAAGAAAGACGUUUAGCAUUAACAUCACUUCGAGGACAUCGGCGAAAAGCAAUUGUUGGGAGUAUACGCACCGGGGCUGCAGUUAAGAGCUAUACCCCGGGGACGGUACAGACGACGGUUGGUGCUAGUUCUUCGAGGCAAAGCAACACCCGUGUACAAGUACUUCAUGAUGAAAAUGCCAGCUCCAACUUACCACUUCCACUAGCAAUAGCAACUGCCGAAACUGAGAGGGAAGAUCCUAAAUCAGUAGUGCGCUCAAUUAUUGAUGCAGCACGUAAUCAAGAAAAUCACAAAGAACCAGGUCCAUGGAACAAAGCACAUGAUAAGAAAAAAUCGGGAAAGCUGUUUGCUAGAUCGACAAGCAAUACCGAUUUAGGAUUUAAUAUACAUGAAGACGUUGAAAUGGAAGAUGUUGAAUACGAAAUCUUUAACAAGCCCAUGCAGCCACCAAUUACUGAAGGAGAACGUAAUUAUGAUAAGCCUUUUAAGUAUCCAGCAAAUUUUAAAAAUAAAAAUUUACCUCAAAAUGAAUGGCUCACACCGGUUACUAUUGAAAAUGCAUCGGAUCCCCGAACGCUCCCCCAGUAUAACAAGUGCUGUCUAUAUCCCCGGCCAAAUGUGGAAUUUCAGCCAGAAGAGUACCGAGCAUAUUGUAGGUUUCGAAAACGGAACAUAUCAAAUGAGUUUACCGCAAAACGUGAGCGAUAUUGGAGUAACGGUAUAAAUUGGGAUGUUCGUCAAUACCCUAAUUUUGCAAAACAAUCUAGACCCCAACGUUUAGGUGAAUUAGAUGCGUAUUUGGAACCGGAAAAGAAAAAAGAACUUGUAGUGUGCUUUAGCGAGUUGUAUGAUACUUCAGCUCAAGUUGAAUAUCAGUGGGAAGAGUUAAUGGCCAAGCGUUUACGUCGGAAUGAUACUAUUUUGAUGACGGCCGAUAUGGAUGAAACAAUGUGCGAUAUUAGCGAACGCGCGCAACGACGCAAAAGUUUCUUUCCUUUACGCAAAUCAAUAGCGCCCCGACAAACUAUAACAAAGCCGCAAACCAAUGAUGAGGAUAUUACGGAUAUUACCGCCUAUAGGGAAUUGAAGGAACAAAGAAAAAUUAUAAAUGACAGGGAUUCAGUUGAUAUUCCUAAUAAAAAGGAAAUACCUAAGGAAUCGAAUGACGUUAGUGUGCCUCCAAUUAAACCAGUUCAAACAUUCGACAUUUUUGAAGAUAGCAACGUGAUUACAAAAACCUCUACUGCUGCUGUGGGCCAAGAAGUUGUAAUAUACCAAGAAGAAUUCCCUACGGCAGCUGGUUUAGAUUUUAAGUUUAAAACUCCGGCAUUGCCUAAUACAACUGCCUUGGCUUUAGGGCCACAAACAACCACAACAACAAAUAAAUUGGGAUUUGAAAUUUAUACCGAGGCAUCUUCGACUGAUUCGCCGCCAGUGGCGGUUGCCGCUGAGGGAGCUGUGGGUGGAGUAAUUUUUGAUCCUGAAGAAACAUGUUCGACUCAAAUAUUCAACGUGUUUAUUAAAUCACAGUCGGUUAGUACACCAAAGACGGCUCAAAAAGUGGCUCCACGGGAAUCCGGUUCUAUUUUGAAAUGUAUUCCGAAUACCCCAGAAAUUGUAAAUAGUCCAGAUUGCCCUCCCGUAGUUGAACAAAGUGGUGAUGAACAGGAAAAUAGACUUAAAGACGUAGCUGAAUAUUCACCCCUUUUGGUAAAGCAGCUAUCAACCAUUUUGGAGACUUCCGAACACGGCACCACACAAGGUACUCAUACAACGGGUGGUACGACAACAAAAUCUAGCAAUAGCACAUCCGACGGUGAGGGCGAACGAGAGGUUGCAACGCGAUUGCCAAUGCCGCACACUGAUUUAGAGCCGCUUGAAGAACAAUCACAGGAAUCCUCUACUGUGCCUCCAGAGAUAAUUGCACCCACGGAUAAUAACAAUCUACACGGUAACACAACAACACAUGGGGCAGAUAUGUCGCAACCUAGCACUGUAGAGGUAAAGAGUCUGGAAAAAAUGCGUUUACAGAUAGGUCCAGAGACGCAAGCUCCUCCAGCAGCAUCAACUGGUGGUUUAAAUUUUUCAAUAUUCGAAGAUGAACAUACUGAAGCACUUAAAGUUAAACAAGCUGGCAAUUUUACACGUAUUGAUGAACGGGAGGACACUGCGGCUGGCUUUGCGAUACGUAGUAUUCGCUUUCAAGAGGACAAGACUGAAACUGUGCCUAAGAUGCUACUAAACUCGCGUUCUAUAGUUACAUUUCAAGAAGACAAAACAGAAACGUUGCCCAAAAUUGUAAUAACACAAGCAUCGAUGGGAUUCGAAACAGAAAAAACGGAUACGAUGCCGAAGAUACCCCUAGAAGCACCAAUUCUAACACUGGUCAAAGAUGUCAGCUCAAAUUUAGACGAUUCAUUUGAGUUUUUUGGACAAACUCCGCCUGGGAAAAGUAUACUACAUCCCAGGUAUGAAGUUUCGGUUUUUAAGGAAUGUAUGGAGGCACGUACGCCAGCAACCAAACGUCACUGUAGUGUGGACACACCAGAUUUGAAGCACUUCAAGCCACCGCAAUCAACGCAAAUGCCGAGUAUUGCCACUUCUGGAAAGAGCGUCAUGGCGGGUGUCAAGGGACCCGCCGUUUUUGAAGAUGAGGUAGAAAAACUGAAUUCGAAAAAAAAUUUCGAGUCUAUUCCCAAACCUUUAAAUACACAAAAAACGAUGGGUCCGACAGUGCCAGCUGUACACAGAACAAUUGGGCGCGAUUCAUUUUUGCCUGAUUUUUCAUUUAUUGAGGAGUCACAACCCAAGGCAAACACUCUAAUCAAUGACGAUGCUAACCUGAAAGAAAUUCCCUCCAAUGUUCGGUCUACUACUGUUGAUACAAAUUCAGAAAAACUUAAGGCGAUGAUGGAAUCGCAAGCAUUACAUGAAUCAGCCGCAAAGAAGGUAGCUGAACGAAAUGAAGUACAGGAGCGGCAAGCCAAAUCGGACUUAGGUGAUUCGUAUUUGAAAAAUUUCUCUGAAAUUAUGGACUCACAACCAGUGCAAUCCGAUAAUAAGUGGCAUAGAUCUGCAACUAAAAGUCAGCGAGCUGAAAUGCAAAAAACUGUUAAUGAAAACAUAAGUAAUUCAUUUCUGAAAGACUUUUCGGCAGUGAUGGAAUCGCAACCAACAAAAAAAGAAAGUGCAUGCCAGCAAAAUAUAUCCAUAACAAAUAAAGAUCUUACAACUAAUGGAAAACUUGAAGUAGAACUAAGUAAACUGAAGCUCAGCAAAAGAAAGUCUGACGAAUUAGUUAAAUUUGAUUUUGGAAAUGCGUAUCCUAAAGAUUUUUCUAUUGUAAUGGAGUCACAACCAGCGGCAAUCGAGCGUGAGCCACAUCAAACUAAGUCUUUUGCUGAUAAACAGGUGGUCAAACAGAAAAGUGAAGAAGUCGAGAAAAUUGAAAUCGGGGAUUGCCUUUUGAAGGAUUUAUCGUUGGUUAUGGAUUCACAGUCUGUUGCUAAUGAAAAACAACUACGUCAAAGUAAAUAUCUUUCUACCAUGACAACUACAACGCCGGUAACAGCAUCACUAUUUACUAAGCCUGAAGUAAAUCCUCAAAUAAUGCAAGAAAAUAACAAACCAGAUUUAGGGAGUUCAUAUUUAAAAGAUUUUUCAUUCGUACCCGAAACGCAGCCGAAUGAAAAUGCAAACUAUUGUCAUCAAAAUAAGAUGGUAUCAAAUAAAUCGAGCAGUGCAGCUCGUCAAAAUCCAAAUCCAUCAAUAAAUAUUACCGAUUCUUAUAUCAACAAUUUUUCAAUGGCUUUGGAAACACCAGCAAUUGAUAGUACAACGAAAUGCCCACAAAAACAGUUGGAAAAACUUACGCUUGAGCCAGCGCUACCAGCACAACCACUUCUUUUUCUAGAUUCUUACAUGAAAGAUUUCUCCGGCUUUCAAGGUCGACUUGACGAUUCAACCAGUGGUAGGAAAAAUAACAACCGUCUAUUAUUUUUGAAUGAAUCAAAAAAACUAAGUACACCCCUACCCCCCAUGCCACUGGUCGUCGAUGCCAACAAAGAAUUGAAAGCACAACGCGACGCUCCAAACAAACUAUAUUUUCUCGACAAAUCUAGAUCCAGUAUUUCUCAACCUGCGCAAAGUAAUCGCUUGUCAGCUGAAAAAUUCUUCGAGUUAAGUGCGGAAACAGCAAUGUUUUCUACAAAUAUCAGCAUGAUUAAAAACUCCACUUUGUUGCCGCACAAUGAGCAAAAUAUUCUUUCAGCCCCAACACCAAUAAAGGAAACUUCAGUACAUAUCAAACAGGAAGUUAAUGAACCAGUUGGAGAUACUAAUAAUCAACAGCAAGAUAAUGCAUUCAAAACACCGCCAUUGGCAGUAAACAAGUUGCCCCUACCUGCUCCAAAUGCGCCGAACGUUUUGUCGCAAUCGAGUUUGCAUCAAGAAAAAACUAAAGCCAAUUCAACAGGAGCAAUACCGAAAACGCAAUCAGUUAAAAAAACAUUGCUCCGUGAAAGCAAAAUACCACAACCUUUAAGCAAUUUUAAAGCGCAAACAAAUGAUGUCCCGCCCGUGGAGGUAGAUGUGCCCGAAGUUGUUGGCGAUGACGACGACGCUGAUGCGGAAAUGAGUAUCUAUUUCAAGCACACGCCCAAAACACCGAAAAUUGAACAGCAUAUUUGGCACGAAAAAUCACCCUCACCAAGAACACCCUCAAAGAAUGUGUACGUGCAUCGCGAUGUGGAUUUAAAUGUAACGAACCAAAUUGUCGACAGUUUAAACGAGGAUCCACAGGUAAACCCUUUUAAUGCGUACCUGCAAGGUGCUUUCUUGGAACAAAUCGAUUUUAGCAAUUACAUUGAUGAAUUGCCAAAUUGUAUGUUGGUGGGGCAUGUGUCACGCCUGAGUAAUACGUCUAAGGUGAAAGUGAAUGAUGUUGAAUUUGAUGUUCUCAAGUUAGUGGGAGAGGGUGCGUACGGUGUCGUAUACAGUGGUGUGAAUAGUAAGACUGGAAAGAAAUAUGCGCUAAAGCAGGAGCGCCCGCCUAACUUUUGGGAAUACUAUAUAUGCCUAGAAGUGCAUAGCCGGUUAAAUUCGGAUGAUUUGGUUUGCGCCUUUAUGAGCAUCGACUAUGCCCUCAUUGGUAAUAAUUCUAGCGUCCUAAUUUCACCAUUUUCUACGUAUGGCUCGUUAAUAACUGUUUGUAAUAAGGUGAAAAAACAUACAUUGAGAAAUGUAGAUGAGUAUGUCGUAAUGUUGUUAACUUGUGAGCUACUUAGCAUUAUUGAUCAUCUGCAUGCAGUCAAUAUUAUACAUGCCGACAUCAAAGCCGAUAAUUUCAUCCUGAUGAAGAAAUUGGAUUAUAACAGUACUCAGUACGCUCUCCAACUGAUCGAUUUUGGUGUAUCAAUAGAUAUGAAAUUAUUUAAACCUGGCCAGACUUUUAAUUACGUCCACAAUGAAAAUGCUUUCAAGUGUGUAGAAAUGCGUGAAGGACGACCAUGGACGUACCAAUUGGACUUGUACGGUUUGGCCGGUGUUAUUCAUGUGUUGCUCUUCGGUAAAUUUAUGGAUAUUACACAACGUGCCAAUGGCACCUGGAUGCAUAAGACGCACGUGCCGCGCUACAUAAAUCGUACACUAUGGGACACGAUAUUUCAGUCAUUGCUAAAUGUGCGUGAUUGUGAUUCAAUGCCGAAUUUGCAAAAUCUGCGUGCACUUAUUAAGGAAGAAAUAGCAGAGAAAGAGAAGUUCGUAGUUAGAAAGGUUACCGAGUUUAAUUUGACCUUAAUCGCUUAAAACUAUGUAGCAUAACUUACUGGUUUUCCAAUUUAUUAGAUUUGAUUAAAUAAAUAUUAAGAUUUAGUAUGCACAA
Molecule: messenger RNA, 6630 nt
Organism: Anastrepha ludens (Mexican fruit fly)
Lineage: Eukaryota; Metazoa; Arthropoda; Insecta; Diptera; Tephritidae
Exons: 7
Coding region: 153-6554 (2133 amino acids)
Biological process (GO): meiotic sister chromatid cohesion, centromeric; protein phosphorylation; mitotic spindle assembly checkpoint signaling
Molecular function (GO): ATP binding; protein kinase activity
Source: RefSeq, a predicted model, not a curated record